Molecule: messenger RNA, 1389 nt
Organism: Cladocopium goreaui
Lineage: Eukaryota; Dinophyceae; Suessiales; Symbiodiniaceae
Source: the annotation of a GenBank genome assembly
AUGCUGGAUGCGCGGAAAUUGCAGCACCAGUCUCAUCUCACAUGGCAAUCUCGGUGUGCACCUCGUUGCGUUGGAGAUGAAUUGCCGCCAAGCAGCUGGCGAGAGAGGGCAUUGAAACACAGAGAGCUAUGCCCAGUGUUGCAAGGGCGGCCACCAAAGCUUGUGGAAGGAAAUGAUGGAGGAAAGAGUAUUGUGAAUGAUGUGAAUGACGUGAAAGAUAUGAAAGUCUCCGAAGAAUCAGCCCUUUUCUCGCCCGACAAGGACUUUGAUUGGCAAGUGGAACUCUCAAGAUACAUUGCGAGACGCAGUGCCAUUUUGGCUCUUGAAGCUGAACGGUCAAGACAAUUACACUCAGAAGCUUUCAGUGCCAACACCGAAUCUGAUGACUGGACAACUGAAGUUCCAGGAGCCCAAGCAGCUGAGAUUUUGAGUCUGAAAGACACAGUGGCAUGGAAAGCAGUUUUGGAGGCAAUCUCCUUUGAACGGACACAGUUACGCAGAGGCUUCUCAAACAAAUGGCCAGAUUCCCUGUGGUCACCUGGCUGUUUAGCGGAUUUAGAUUCUGAAUCGGCUCGGUCAGAGUUGUGUAGAAUUGAACUCCAACUUGCGGAGUGGAUCAAAGAUCUUGAGGCGCUCGCUGAUGGAAGCGAUGUGAUUCGGCAAGGGUUGCAGGCGAUGCCAGUUGUGGUCCUUCUGAGACAGUUGCUGUGCGACUUCCGGAUCGCUACUGGUGACCUUCCAGGUGCUGCAACAGCCCUAGCAGGUGCUGUUGCAACCGAAUCUGGUGCAGAUCCUUUGCGGCCGCCCCUGCUAAUCGGUUGGGAGGAUUCUCUCAGCUGUAAUUAUUUGAAGGCUCAACAGUGUUUCAGACUCGGAUGGUUGGCACUUCUGGCAGUUGGCGAAAGCCGAGCUGCUGCGCAGGCGAGGGCGGUGAAACCGGUUUGGUAUGGAGUCAAGGUGGUCAGGCAGGUCGCAAAAGACGAAGCAUACACAGAAGAGUUGAAGCGAAGAAGAGAAGCCUGGACUUCAGCCCAAUAUGCUGAAUUGGUCAGAGGGGCUCUACUCUCUGCACGCCCUUUGCUGCGAGACGCUGGUCGCCUCUAUAAGGCUGAACGGGAAUCCAGCCCAAAGAUGAACCUUUUGGACAAGGAGGAGGAAUGGCAGCUGGCCUUGGAAUGCUGUGAGAUUCUGACCUUUGAACUAGAGGCAGAGGUGUGCCAUAUGUUGGAAAGUCCUGCAGACGAGGUCAAGAAGAUCUUGCUGAAGGCAGUCCAGCACAGUCUCAGAGUGCAGGCUUCCCCUGCCGCCACAACUCGCUUACAGCGGCUGGUCUUCGGGCUUCGUCGCAGGCUCUUGGACAAAGCUUGUCCGAACGAAGACGCUACCUGA